This is a messenger RNA of Parasteatoda tepidariorum (common house spider), 1629 nucleotides long. The record is from RefSeq and is a predicted model, not a curated record. NCBI's taxonomy places the organism in Eukaryota, Metazoa, Arthropoda, Arachnida, Araneae, Theridiidae.
UGUAAGGAAAAGAAUAGCGCAUUUUUAAGAUAUGAGCUUUCGAAAAAUGAGUAGCCCAAAUUCGAUUUUCAGUUGGCGAGAACUUAUAAAAGUAGCCCAAUCAGCUACUUGUAGCUGAAUCUGGCAACACUGCUCCGAAAAAUACUGUUAAUAGAGUCUGACAAAGUUCUUUGAUGACGGCGAAGAAAGAAAUGCAACCCUGAGCAGAAAAGUUAGGGUCAAGUGUCAGACAUUCCAAAUGUGCUUUCGUCACGUGUUCAACUACACUGGACAAAUGUUUUAUAAAUCCCUCAAAUGAAUCACUGUUUAAUAAUGCCUUGAUGGAGUAGCAGAGCUAUUCACUAUGACGUAUGCAGGCAACUCUAUCUUUAGCUCACCAACGAAGCAAUCUUCCCUGGAUGACAUUAUAACUACCUUCGAGAAAAUAUAUGACGAGUUUAUGUCGUCUGAGAGUCGUCGAUCUGAUCAAAAAAACGAGUCUUCAAGUGAGAUUUUAAAGCCAACUGAAAAUAAUCCUUCAACAGAAUUGGAAAUCGUUAAAAAUAUAUUAGAUAAUUUAGAUUUUAAGAAGUAUCGGAGAAGAAAUUCUCUUCAAAUGGAAGAGUUUACAAAGCCAUUUGGUUUAUUUCGAAGUUUAUCCUUUACUUCAGAAGUUCAUCAUAUGAAACCAAAUGAAUCAGAUUCUGCGAGUCAACGACAUGAUCACAUCACACUAGAAAAUCAUGAUAGUGUUCAUCAUCUGUCAAUUAGUAAUCAGAAAAAGAAGCAUCACAGUGAUCCAGGUGGAUCUUCUGGACAUAUGACAAUAGGAUCAUCGCGUAGUGAACCUGAUUUAGGAAAACCCUCCAAUCCAUUAAAACCAGUUUUCAGCUGUUCUCCUUGUAAGAGCCCUCAAGAACAAAGACUAUAUUCUAAAAGAAGGUUAAGAGGUCCAUAUGGGGAAUUACUUGAAGAAGAAAUGCGAAAAUCAGGUGAAAAACAAAGCACUCAAGAAGUAUCUCAGCAAAACAUCAAAGAGGACACCAGAACACAUGUUGUGACUGAAAUUUUUGAGACUGAAAAAUCUUAUGUGGAGUCUUUACAUGUUCUAGUUAAUGUGAGUAUAUGAUUGUGAAACUCAUUUCAUUUCAAAAAUGAAUGUUUAUUAAGACAUACAUUAUUAAAAACAUCCAGAAUGAACUCUCUUGAUAAAAUAUCAGGGGAAACAGUAACUAAUAAAUUUUAUACAAAAUAAACUACACAGUUUAAACAUACUAUGAUAGAUAAAAGAAAAAAGAAGGGAAUAUUUACCAUUUCUUCAAAUAGUAAAACAUUUCAAACAUAACACAGCUUCUCUACCGUUUCCAAGAUCUUUCAUCAUAUCCAAUUUUUUUAGAUGCUUUUAAUAAUCCAUCCUCCUAAAAAGUUUAAAACCAGUCCAGUUAUCUUUGGUUAAGAGUUAGGACAGUAUCAAAGGUUAAAACGAUUAAACAAAUCCUAAGUACUUUUCGUGUUUGAUUUUGUAACUUAAAAUAUUAUCUGCACCAAUUAAUUGGAAUAUUUGACCUCUUUGAACUAUUAACAUGGAGCGUUUGUAAAAAGUGCUUAAAGGUGCUUAUUUUCGUUUUUUAAAAGGCCUUAAAGGUGCUU